AUGGGGGAGGACGGAAAAGGAGGAGAAGACAGCGAGGGCGCACAACCUAAGGGCGGCACUCCCAGCGCCGCAGUUGAAUCUCCAUCGAUCGCCGGAUCUUGCGCCCAUCCUGAAGCGGAAAUGGCAAAUGAAAGGCGACUCAACAAGUCAGCAGCCCGCACGCCUCGACAUGGGAGUAGUAGCACGACGACCACUACCACUGCCGGCAGCAGUAAUAGCAGCAGCUCAGGCGGUAGCAGCAGCACCGUCAACGCGGCCAGCGGAGGGAAGAAGCAAAGCAGCAGGCAGUACCGGCUCCCACACCCACCGGUUCCUCACGCUCAGACUUCUCUGCUGCAGUCACAACGGGUACCCGCGUCCGUCGUCGCUUAUCCCUCAGCACGACAGGUUGGCUACGAGUCGCCACAGCUCAGCGACAGCCGGUACUACGCCUCUGGCGGCCGAGGAGGAGGCCUCGCCACAACGGCAACUACGACAACGGCGGCCGCGGGUGGUCUCGCCGCAACCGCCGCCGAAGCCACGGAUGGAUCGACCGAGGCGGCAGUCCCGUCGGCCGACCCGGAUGUCAUGGAGGCAAAGAAGGGACUGAACAAAUGGGGCGCAUUCGACUCGCUCAGCGGCUCCGGCACGGGCACGUUCGGCUUUGGACCCCUGCUGUUCCACCAUGUGGAUGAGACACCGCGGGACCCGUACGACACCACCAACAUGAUGCUCAACGACCCCAUCAGCUUCAAUCCCAUGAGCGCCAUCUCGUGGGCGAGGCUGGACGACAGCCCCGACAGCAUCGACGAGCUGGAGGACGACCUCUCUUCCACAGCGCGGCAGCCGGACAUGGCGAUCGCUGCAGCUGCAGCCGGGGCGAGCGGCAGCAGGCGAGACGGGAGCAGCAGCCGCGCGGGCUAUGUCGAGAGCCCGGCCAGCACGACGGCGAGCCCACGGCACGGCAGCGGGGCGUCGUAUGCCUCUGACGUCUCCGACUCCCGCACCUCGUCUGUGGCAGGGAGCAGCGUCGGGAACAUAUCUAGGACCUUCUCGGACACAAGUCUCGCACAAACAACGACAGACCUACUCCUCUGCCUGGGCCCGCACUGCAGCGCGCGCUUCCCCACCGAACAGGAGCUGGCCGCGCACUACCGCGCCGAGCAUGCCUUCACCUGCACCUGGACGUCGUGCUCCGCCGCCAGCUUCACCUCGAGCAACGCGCUGGCCUGGCACGUCAACGCCGAGCACCGCCUCAUGUGCCCUGUGCCCGGGUGCUGUGGCGCCACGUUCGGGAGCAAGAGGGCGCUCGACGGGCAUUUGAAGGGAGAGGUCGUGACAUCUUCGGGUUCGGCGCCAUCGGGGAGCUCAUCGGCGGCCACGCCACGAAAGCAUGCUCAGCAGCAGCAGCCACAGCCACAGCUACAGUCGCAACAGCAGCAGCCGCCUCCUCCUCAUCACCAUCAGCGCGCGCGUCGCCGGUCAAAGAGCCCGAGUUUCUCACCCGGCCAUCGGCCACCUCAGAGGACGCGACGCUAG
This is a messenger RNA of Diaporthe citri, 1518 nucleotides long. RefSeq lists its product as uncharacterized. Lineage: Eukaryota; Fungi; Ascomycota; Sordariomycetes; Diaporthales; Diaporthaceae. The record is from RefSeq and is a predicted model, not a curated record. The transcript has 4 exons. Bases 1 to 1518 code for a protein of 505 amino acids.